UUACGAAAGUUUAUCUUAAGUUUAGCUCAAUACCCGAGACUACCCUUACACGAUAACAGGAAGGAGAUAACAAGGCUAUCAACGAUCGACCAUGGCAGACGCAGUGCAAAAGGAUUUCUUCGGGAAAACGUCAAAGGGGGAAGAUAUUUACAAGUUUACGCUGAGCAACAAAAACAAAGUGAGUGUUAGUAUUCUCAACUUUGGCUGUGUUGUCUAUGAGAUAAAUCUUCCUGACAAAGACGGCAACGUUGUCGAUGUUAAUCUAGGGUUUGAUAAUGUGAAAGAUUACGAGGGAAACAACAAUUAUUUUGGAGCCUUGUGUGGUCGAGUUGCUAACCGGAUAAGCGGUGCUAAAUUUACGUUGGAUGGUUCAACGUAUGAAGUCUCAAAGAAUGAUCCGUUCGGAGGUCACUGGGUUCACGGCGGCUUCGUUGGUUUUAGCAGGAGAGUUUGGGAUUAUACAGUUAAAGAUAACACACUCACUCUCAGUUAUAAGGAUCCAGAUGGUAGCGAAGGCAUGCCUGGUGAAGUAGUAACGAAUGUUACAUAUACGCUAGAUGACGAUAACGUAUUAACUAUGGAUUAUAAGGCCACAACCACUAAACCAACCAUUAUAGACAUGGGUAGCCACUUUAUGGUGAACCUUGCUGGCCACGGCAAAGGGGCAAUUAGGGACCAUGUGAUUCAGAUUGGGUCAGAUAGAUACCUAGAAAUGAUGAGCACAGACCAUUUGCCAACUGGAAAAACAGUAACUGUUGAAGAGGACAAGGUAAUGGACUUCCGCCAGCCUCGGAGCGUAGAAGGUGACACCAUAGAGAAACUGACGGGAGGGAGAGCUUUCUGUCAUGCCUUUCUAUUUGAUAAGAGAGGAGAAAAGAAAUUCAUGGCGAGAGCCGAACAUCCACCAAGCAAACGUUAUAUUGAGGUAUAUUCCACUAAUACUACAGUGUUCGCAUACAGCAACCACUUUAUGGAUGUAAUCGUGGGAGAUAAACCUUGCAAGGAUGGAGUCGUUUAUGAAAAAUAUGCCGCUAUAGAAUUUAUGCCUAUGGGUUAUCCUAACUCUAUCAAUCAGGAGAAUUUUCCCCAAUCAGUUGUCCGACCAGGAGAAGAAUACCACGAGACCGCAUGGUACAAAUUUGGAAUAAUGGAAUGAAACGAUACAGAUGAAAAUUUUGACGAUCGUGUCUACUCUUUUCUUAAAAUUUCUUAAACAUGAACAAAAAUAAUAAACACUUAGGUAUUGGAUAAAUACAUGUAUCUUGCUCUGUAAUAUGCAUUCCUGUCGUGUGUUUGCUUCAACGUCUUUUAGUGGACCUGCGUCAACUUCAUUCUGUAUCAAAGGAAUGUAUGAACUGAACUUUCCCCCAAGAGCCAAAAACAAACAAAAAAAAUUUUGUGUGUGUUUCUGAAAAUAUACGAGCGGCAAAUCCGAUGAACAACUUUUUAAUUUGGUGAGGCCUUAUAUGAAACUGUUACAGCUCGACUGUCUGAGAGGGCGGGCUUUUACGGGUCAAUCUGUCAUUAUAGUAUUAAUUUUAAUUGAUUUUUGUUGCUUGUGCCAUGAGCAAGUUUAAAUUUUGAUGAGCUAGUCAUAUAGUGCCAUUAUAUCUUAGGCAGCUGGACAACCGCAUGGUUAUCUGAAUGCAGAACGAUGCAUUUGUUGACGAGAAGGGUCCCCCAAAUUUCUAACGCGAGAACUAUCGGAAAAAGCUCCUUAAAUGUAAUGUUAUAUGAGGCUAAAUGAGCUGGCCAUAUUCCAUUGAACCAACUAGUCUUAAAUGUUGCACCAAAGCCGAGGGAGCCUGCGGCGUCUGUGUGUAAGUGUAAUUUUUGAGAUGUAACCCAUUUGUGCUGAAGUAAUAAAUUUUUGCCAUUGAAA
Molecule: messenger RNA, 1882 nt
Organism: Mercenaria mercenaria
Lineage: Eukaryota; Metazoa; Mollusca; Bivalvia; Venerida; Veneridae
Product: galactose mutarotase-like
Exons: 8
Coding region: 92-1156 (354 amino acids)
Biological process (GO): glucose metabolic process; beta-D-galactose catabolic process via UDP-galactose, Leloir pathway
Molecular function (GO): aldose 1-epimerase activity; carbohydrate binding
Source: RefSeq, a predicted model, not a curated record